AUGUCUGGAGAAGCCCCAGUUGAUGACUCUCAACAUGAGCACACCUUCGAUUCCGCCGAUGCUGGUGCAUCCACCACCUACCCUAUGCAAUGUUCUGCUUUGAGAAAGAACGGAUUCGUCUGCAUCAAGAACCGCCCUUGCAAGAUCAUCGACAUGUCUACCUCCAAGACUGGUAAGCACGGUCACGCCAAAGUCCAUCUCGUCGCCACCGAUAUCUUCACCGGAAAGAAGCUCGAAGAACUUUGCCCAUCCACCCACAACAUGGAUGUCCCCAACGUUUCCCGUGUCGAGUACCAAUUGCUCAACAUCACUGAUGAUGAUUUCCUCUCCUUGAUGUCCGAGGGAGGUGAUCUUAAGGAGGAUGUUAAGUUGCCAGAUGGAGAGGUUGGACAAAAGAUCCGUGCUCUUUUCGACUCCGACAAGGACACCAACGUCAUUGUCCUCACUGCUAUGGGUGAGCAACUCGCUAUCGAUGGAAAGGAGGCACCAAAAUCUGGUUAA
Botrytis byssoidea is the source of this 501-nucleotide messenger RNA. RefSeq lists its product as uncharacterized. Bases 1 to 501 code for a protein of 166 amino acids. Gene Ontology annotation, molecular function: translation elongation factor activity; RNA binding; ribosome binding. Gene Ontology annotation, biological process: positive regulation of translational termination; positive regulation of translational elongation. Lineage: Eukaryota; Fungi; Ascomycota; Leotiomycetes; Helotiales; Sclerotiniaceae. The transcript has 4 exons. The record is from RefSeq and is a predicted model, not a curated record.